AUGAAGUUCCUGGUGCCACCUUCGACUUACUACAAGCAGCUGCGAGAGAAUCUCGCCAAUUCUAAGUGCGUCAUCAAGGAGGACCUCGACGCGAUUGAAGAGCAAAACAUUCUAAUUGACUAUGAUGACAAUGGAUAUCUUCUGCAGAUUUUUACGCUUCCUGUUCAGGAUCGACCGACGCUUUUUAUUGAAAUUAUUCAGAGAGCGAAUCACAACGGCUUCGGCGCUGGAAACUUCAAGGCCCUCUUCACCGCCAUCGAGCUCGAGCAACUUCAACGAGGAAAUCUGUAA
Messenger RNA from Oikopleura dioica, 291 nucleotides. The record is from the annotation of a GenBank genome assembly. Lineage: Eukaryota; Metazoa; Chordata; Appendicularia; Copelata; Oikopleuridae.